CGCAUACCACAACAUUCAACAAUAUUACUGCAAUAUUAUUAUGCAAAUGCUGGCGGUAUCAAUUAGUACACGGUUCUUAUCGAUUGAUAACACUGAACAGAUAAGUAUUCAUUUAGCCGGCACGGUUUGAAUAAUCUUGUUCACGCAUAACCUUUACACUUUUUGACAGUAAUAAUACUAAUUAGUUGUAUUAUUAUUUAUAAUACUACGUUUUGCUUUGCUCAUUGAACGUUUUUGUUAGCCUUUUCGACAACGUGCCAUCAUACACGCUAAAAGCAGCACGUGUUCAAUGCGUUUUCCGAGUCUCAUCAACAACAGCAAUUAAUUGGUAAAACCGUUGUGCAUAUUAUUUGAUUUUCGAAGAUAAGCUAAUGCGAUGACCUAUUAAUACCUCACUCGCCAUUGCCAAUCGCAUUCGGUCCGCUGAACGUUGUCGGUUGAUCAGUACCAUCCAACAUGUAUACGCGCAAAAUCAGCUCGAUUCUGCGUAGCAAUUUCAAUUAUAAUCUGUGCGCACAAAGAUUCAAGCAUGACAGUUCGGAGAGGAAAAGUCCCCGAAAUCACUACGACCCAGACACUGUUAAUGAAAAUCCAAUUGAUAGGUGUAAAAGAUUUUUGAAGAGGGACUUUAACGAGAUAGUAAAAACAUUUAAUGAUCCAUUUGACCAAUACGAGGACAAUAAACUGUUCCCCAAAACAGUAGACGUACUGAUCAUUGGUGGAGGUGUGAUGGGUUCAUCCAUUGCUUAUUGGCUUCAAAACAAAUGCAGAGACGGAUUAAAUAUUGCUGUUGUUGAAAAAGAUUUAUCGGUAAACAAAACUAUUUUAACUCUUCAAGAGUAUGAAAAAGCAUCUUCAGUAUUAUCAUGUGGAGGAAUUCGUCAACAGUUUUCACUCAAAGAAAAUAUUCAGUUAUCCCAAUUUAGUGCUGAAUUUCUUCGAGAUAUCAAAGAUUACCUAACUGUACCAGAUCAAGAUCCACCUGAAGUAAAUUUUAACCCAUCUGGUUAUUUAUUUUUAGCCACAAAAAAAGGAGCAGAUACUAUGUUAGAAAAUCAUAAAGUACAAAAAGAACUUGGAGCUUGUGUUGAGCUGUUAACGCCAGACAUGAUUAAGGAAAAAUAUCCUUGGUUAAAUGUAGAUGAUAUUGAAUUAGGAAGUUUUGGAAGUUUAAAUUCUGGAUGGUUUGAUCCAUGGUCAUUGUUGAAUGCAUUUAGAACUAAAGCUAAAUCACUUGGGACAUAUUAUGUUGAGGGCGAAGUGACUGAUUUUGGUUUUAAAUUUGAUCAAAGUAUAUCUGCAGAGGGAAAUCCUAAUAAAGAAUAUGAAGGAAUUAACAGUGUAAAGAUCAAUUUAGCAAAUGGUGAAACCCAACAAAUAGUUUUUGGUAUAUGUAUAAUAGCAGCUGGCGCUAAUUCAGGAAAUAUUGCCAGAAAGGCUAAGGUUGGUGAAGGUAAAGGAUUUUUAUCAACGCCUUUGCCCGUUGAAGCUCGUAAACGUUAUGUUUAUUAUUACCAUGCUCCUAAGGGUCCUUCAUUGGCUCCAAUGGUUAUUGAUCCAUCUGGAAUUUAUUUCAGGCCUGACAGUUUUGAUAACCACUACAUAUGUGGUAAAUCACCAAUGCCAGAUGAUGAACCGGAUACAGCUAAUUUGGAUGUAGAUCACGAAUUUUUUGAAAAAGAGAUUUGGUCAAAUCUUGCUCACAGAGUUCCUGCCUUUGAAGAAGCAAAAGUAAAAAGUAGUUGGGCUGGAUAUUAUGAUUAUAAUUGGUACGAUCAAAAUGCAAUCGUAGGACCCCAUCCUAGUUAUUUUAACUUGUUCUUUGCAACUGGUUUUAGUGGUCAUGGUAUACAACAGGCACCGGCCAUUGGCCGUGCGAUCAUGGAAGCAAUCACAGAGAAUGGAUACAGCUCGAUUGAUCUUACUAGGUUUGGCUUUGGCCGACUAAUUGCUGAAAAACCAUUAUAUGAGAAGAGCAUUAUUUAAUGACUAGUGUUAAUUUUUUGUUGUGAAAUAUUUUAAUUUAAACUUAUGGUUAAUAAAUCGUAAAAUAUUUAUGCGUGCAA
Sipha flava (yellow sugarcane aphid) is the source of this 2066-nucleotide messenger RNA. Its product is annotated as FAD-dependent oxidoreductase domain-containing protein 1-like. Gene Ontology annotation, molecular function: oxidoreductase activity. The record is from RefSeq and is a predicted model, not a curated record. Bases 457 to 1986 code for a protein of 509 amino acids. The transcript has 9 exons. Lineage: Eukaryota; Metazoa; Arthropoda; Insecta; Hemiptera; Aphididae. Gene Ontology annotation, cellular component: cytoplasm.